UCUCCCUGGUCACACUUCCAGACAAAUCCACAAAAUGCACAAAUAUAAAAGUAAUUAACUGAACUCCGAUUCUAAAGAAACAAAAGAAAGACGAAUUUUAUCAGGAAACAUUGCAGAUAAGUGUCAAGUCGAACGUAAACACGAAAUGACCGAAGAAGACUCGUUCGUUAUUUUGGGCAGUUCGCCGUUAUCUUCGCUCUGCUCGCACGGCAAUUCAUUGCUAACCGAUGCAUUGGACAAGGAAGAAAAUGGAACUGCCGAGGAAGCUGAAGAAUUACCAAAGCCGGUGGCUGCUGAAACCCCAUCCAGCUCGACUCAAGUGAGUGCUAUAACUCAGAAGGCCAAUUCCAUGGAGGAAAGCCUGCCCGCAACUUUGCCUUCAGGGCAAAGUUCGUUGGCAGCAAGUUUUCUAAUGGGCGAGGUUAAUCCCGAUGUGCUUAAGAACAGCGUUUACUCACAGUUUCCCAGCCUUUGCUCGAUGCAAGCCUGCGCCGAGGAUGUUGUAAAGCUGCAGACGAUGAUGACCGAUUACAUGGCAUUAAAACAAACGUUGGAUAAAGUCACGCACACUAUGCAGGAAUAUUACAAAAUUACACAGCAAUGGCGCAUGGAAGCAAACGCCCGAGAGCAAAAUUAUCAGGAGCAAUUAAAGGAAUGCCAAACACAGAUCGAAAAGAUAAGCGAGGAAAAUCAACAGCUGAAAAAGGAAUUGGAAAUGAACUUGGAACAAAUACAUUUGGUUGAAGAGAUACACCAGAAGGAGCACGAUGAGCUCAGGCAAAGUGUUUCAGAAAAAUCAUCGCUGAUCAACAACAUGCGUGUUGAAAUUGACAGGCUGCAGAAGCACCAACUGAAUUCUUACGAGUAUGUGCCUGAUGAGAGUAUUCCCGAGCCGGAUUAUAAGAAAAUAUUAGACGAACAUGAAGUCAAAGAUCUGCAGCGACAGAUGUCUGCAUUAUUGGCCGAAAAUCUGGAAUUUAAGGACAUGAAAAAAACCUAUAUUGAGGAAAUAGAUUGCUUGAAGGUGAACUUAACCAGCGCAGAGGAGCUCUUAAAUGUCAUGCGUGCCGAUGUCAAUGCGUUAAAGGCAAAAGAUGCACAAAAAGAUGAUGAGAUAACACAUUUGAAGACACAGAUUGAUAUUUAUCGACGCGAUUUUGAAAUGGAGCGCGCUGAUCGUGAAAAGAACGCUGGCGAAAAGGAACAGUAUCUGGUGGAUCUGCGCGCAUUACAGCGGCGCAAUCAAGAGCUAAUCGAAGCGUUAGCCGAAGCGCACAAAUCCAACAAGUCCGGCCAUGCUUCAUCUACAUUAGGCGCCAGCAAAAACAACCUGCGAGACGAGCAGAGACCAGUAAGAGUUUUAGAUCCCACAGGCGCAGCCGCUAGGACUUCGGAUUCUGUAUUGCGAUGUCCCAUCUGCUCGAAAUCGUUUAGCGCUUUGACUGUUUUGCAAAGUCAUGUUAAUGAUUGCUUGGACAAGAAUUAAUCGGUUCACAAUAUCAAAUACAAAAAGUUUUAUUUAAAAAAUUA
Messenger RNA from Drosophila virilis, 1530 nucleotides. RefSeq names its product NF-kappa-B essential modulator kenny (gene key). Gene Ontology annotation, molecular function: K63-linked polyubiquitin modification-dependent protein binding. Gene Ontology annotation, cellular component: nucleus; cytoplasm. Gene Ontology annotation, biological process: regulation of canonical NF-kappaB signal transduction. The record is from RefSeq and is a predicted model, not a curated record. NCBI's taxonomy places the organism in Eukaryota, Metazoa, Arthropoda, Insecta, Diptera, Drosophilidae.